AAAGAACUGAAACUAAAUCAAAAUUAAGAUCCAUCGAAGUGAAAUGGCUUCUACCAAAUAUUUGGUCCUUCUCUUCAUCUGCCUCAGCGUUCUUCUAACCCCAGGAUUAGGAACAGACCCUGUGCCUACCCCGCCUGGACUACAUAUUCCUUGUGGCAAAGGUUUCACUAGCAAAGAAUGCAAUAAAUAUUGUACGGGUGUAGGUUACCGGAGAGGUUAUUGUGCACCCGACGAAGAAUACCCACAAAUAAGCUCGUGUUACUGCAAGUGGCGGAUCUAAAGAAAAAAAUUGUUUGGGGCACUAAUCCAUAUGUAGAUAAUAAUUCUCUUUUUUUGCAGUAAUAAAAAAUAUCGAAAAAUAAUAAUAUGUAAAACAAUUGCAAUUAGAGGGCAUCGAACUAUACUUACUAGACACAAUAUUGAGCGCUACUUCUAUAUGAGCUAAGAUAUUU
Molecule: messenger RNA, 452 nt
Organism: Arabidopsis thaliana (thale cress)
Lineage: Eukaryota; Viridiplantae; Streptophyta; Magnoliopsida; Brassicales; Brassicaceae
Product: Defensin-like (DEFL) family protein
Exons: 2
Coding region: 44-280 (78 amino acids)
Cellular component (GO): extracellular region
Source: RefSeq, marked reviewed